CAUAAGAAGUUUAUCUCUGUUUCCAAUACAUUAUUAUCAAAUAUUUCAUCAAUGAAAUUUGCGUCUACGUUUUUGCAACCAGUUAAUGAAAAUGAUGCUCUUAAUUACUACUCCUUGGUAUACGAGCCGAGAGAUUUAAAAACCAUCAAACAAAUGAUUAAAGAUGGGAGAAUAACCAAUUCGAGAGAGUUGGAAAGAGAAAUUUUGUUGAUGUUUUCCAAUGCAAUAAUGUACAAUAAAAGCAAUAGCGAUGUUUACCAGUGGGCCAAGGAGAUGCAGCGAGAGACAGAUGUUUUAAUAAGCUUAUUCAAAGAAGCAGAA
This is a messenger RNA of Ascoidea rubescens DSM 1968, 321 nucleotides long. Its product is annotated as Bromodomain-containing protein. The record is from RefSeq and is a predicted model, not a curated record. The annotation marks the transcript as partial. Gene Ontology annotation, molecular function: protein binding. NCBI's taxonomy places the organism in Eukaryota, Fungi, Ascomycota, Saccharomycetes, Ascoideales, Ascoideaceae. Gene Ontology annotation, cellular component: NuA4 histone acetyltransferase complex. The transcript has a single exon.